Staurois parvus is the source of this 336-nucleotide messenger RNA. The record is from the annotation of a GenBank genome assembly. NCBI's taxonomy places the organism in Eukaryota, Metazoa, Chordata, Amphibia, Anura, Ranidae.
GACCCGGUGCCCGCAGUCUUGCCAGACGACUCUGUGCCCGCAGUCUUGCCAGACGACUCUGUGCCCGCAGUCUUGCCAGACGACUCGAUGCCCACUGUCGUGCCUGGUGACUCGGGCCCGAGACCCUGUCGCACCUCCGCCUGGGGGCCCGAGGCCUGUCGCCCUCUGGGGGCCGGGGGUCGCCGCCCGGUGCCUGUCGCCGCCCUCUCCGGGGGCCCGGUGCCUGUCGUCCCCCCCGGGGGCCCGCGCCUGUCGCCCCUCCCGGGGGCCCGGCGCCUGUCGCCCCUCCCGGGGGCCCGGCGCCUGUCGCCCCCCCGCCCGGGGCGCCUGUCGCCC